Molecule: messenger RNA, 1953 nt
Organism: Drosophila albomicans
Lineage: Eukaryota; Metazoa; Arthropoda; Insecta; Diptera; Drosophilidae
Exons: 3
Coding region: 151-1200 (349 amino acids)
Source: RefSeq, a predicted model, not a curated record
CAAUAGGCAAAAUGCACUAAAAAACGCGCAGCGCGUAAAAAUUGUUUGCAUUUGGUGGCGUCGAUUUCCUCUUUUCAUGUUUUAAGUGCAAUUUUUGCUAAUAAAAAGUGUUUUAAUUGGCAAUUGCGUGUAAUUUAAGCACCCAACAAAAUGGAUCGACGCAAAAAGCGAACCUCCUCGGAGCAAUAUCAAAUGUAUAUCGAGCUGAUGGAGAGCGACCCAAUUUUUGCAAGCGGACGCGUGCCGCGCGAUUAUGAUCUGAAUUAUCUGACCAAAAAAUGGAAGGAGCUCUCCGACAGGCUGAACAAAUGCGGUUCGGGACCCACGCUAACUGCGGAAGAGUGGCGCAAGCGCUUAAACGAUUGGAAGAAUACGACACGCUGCAAAUACAGACGCAGUCUCAUGUCCAGCGAGAAGGACAUCUCCAUGUCUUCGCUGGAGACGCGAGCUCUCAAUCUGUUUGGCAAGGUUCCCGGCGCAGGAGAAACACUAAUGACUCUGAAGUCGGAGAAGGAUGACCAUGAGGAUGACAUGGAGGAACUUGGACAGCGAACGUCGGCAUCGUUCCAAAAAGAACUGCAAGCGGCCGUUGAGGAGGCAAUCAACGACGAGGUCGACGACGACGAAAUGGUUGAGGAGCAUGUGGAUCAAGAGGAUCUAACCGAUGAGAAUAUGCACGAGCCGGGCGGUGGCAUCGAUGGGCCCAGCGGCGUUGGCGGCACAACGGCGGUGAACACAAGUGGCGGCGGCUAUCGCACCAUUGUGGUGGACAAUUCCACAUACGUGGACGACGAUCAGGAGCAGCAGGAGGCGCCCGUCGAGCCGGUCAAGUUCGUGUGCACACCCAACAUUCAUGCGGUUGGAUCGGGCGGUGUUGGAGGCGGCGGCACUAAGCUGAUCAAUGGCGAGCUGCCCGUGAAGAGAAUACGGCGGGAUCAAGUGAUCUAUGAAGUUAAAAAUGCGCCGCGGUCUUAUACCACCAUCCAAACAGGUGGCCCGCUGCCCACGCUGCACAACACAAAGAUGCACCACGAGCCGCAGGGCACAAGUUUGAGUGCGGCGUUGAGUAGCCUGGAUACCCAGGAGAUUGCGCAUCAGCUGAAGCGGCUGGCGGACAUCAACUAUGAGACGCUGCAGUUUGAGAUAGCGCGAUUUAAAUUUAACAAUCCUGGUUUCCACUAUGAGCCGCCGCCAUUAUAGUCAUUGCCCCAGGCAGAUUCAGAUCCGCAGCAGCAACAGCAACAGGAGCCGCAGCAGCUGCAACAGCAGACGAUACUGAAGCGGGAACAGUUGCCACAGCAAACAACACAUCAUCUGCAUCAACAGCAGCAGCAACAACAACAUCAUAAGCCGCAGCAAUCGAUGCAGCUGCAGCACAAGAAGAAGCAACAGCAGCAAUAGUAAUAGUUUUUAUUGACACACAAAACGAAAGAAAAAUCCGAAAGAAACAAAACAAAACAAAAAAAGUGGAUUCAGUUUGAUUGUACAUUUUAAAGAGCUGAUCAAUUAAGAGACGCAGAGAACACUUCGUGGAUUGGCAUUGGGAGAGGAAGUCGACGCCAACUAUCAUAACCUAAAGUAGCCAGUUUAGUAUAAAAUUUACGUAGUUCAUAUUAUUGCAAAUCAUUUCUCUAUAUAUAUUUACCUAUAUAUAUAUAUACAAACAUAUGUAUAAGCAAAGAAACACAGAAAAAAGAAACCGUUCGAUUUCGAUUACCAUACCCAGCAUGUAUUUGUAUGUAAUUUGUAUUUGUAUUGCUAAAGAUGGUAUGUCGUAUUCUAGAUGUUCUUGAUCUUGAUCUUAACAAUAAUUAUCAUCAUCAUGCUCGAUGCGAAGCAAAAGAAAAUCGAAAAUCUACCUUUAAUCUAAAUGGUCAUCCAUGUUGAAUUGGACACACAUAAUUUUAAACGAAUUGAAUGUAAAUGUAAAGAAUAAAGUUUACCAAUGAUAAA